This is a messenger RNA of Aspergillus uvarum CBS 121591, 714 nucleotides long. Its product is annotated as putative histone h1.3. Bases 1 to 714 code for a protein of 237 amino acids. Lineage: Eukaryota; Fungi; Ascomycota; Eurotiomycetes; Eurotiales; Aspergillaceae. The record is from RefSeq and is a predicted model, not a curated record. The transcript is spliced from 3 exons.
AUGGCAGCUAGAGGCGCUCCUAAGCCAGAGGGCUGGUUCGGCUUGACCUCAAACGAAGCCAGGCUCAUUGUCCUCGGCCAGAUGUGCUGUGAUUCCACUGGCAAAAAGGUCGAUUACGAAAAGGUAGCUGUCAGAGGCGGUUACAAAAAUGCAGCGUCUGCUAUGACUGUCUACCGCAACGCCAAACGCCGACUUGCCGAACUUUCAACUGGUUGCCCCGAAGAUUCAGCUGAUGCUGUAAACAACUCGACCACAGCGACCCCGCUCAAGACUCCUACGAAGCGUAAGAGAGGCAAGGCAGCGGAUGCCACGCCUGACGAUAUGCUUGCCACCCCCAGUGGUACUGUCGAGGCCGAAUCAGCCGUGACCCCAAAGCCCAAGCGCGUCAGGAAGACCCCGGCCAAAAAAGCAACCGCUCCCAAGGUUGUCAUUCCUAAGGUUGAAGAAGGUGAUAGCGACGGGGAAGCUAGUCUGCAACUCGAAUCCUCUCCUCUCGCGCAGGCCAGUGCUGAAAACGACGAGGGCGGCGAUUCGUACAAACGAGUCAAACAAGAGCAGUCGACUUUGGCUGACAUGGAGGAGGAAACUAUGGUUGGUAUGCUGAAAGAGCAUAUCACCGCGUCCGACGAGGAGAGAGCCAUGGCCGAAAUUGAUGUGGCCGCCGAGAUGGACGCGAUGGACUCAGUCACGGUCCCAGUGAAGGCUGAGGAAUGA